AUGGAUUCAUCUGUAGAAGAACUUUUUUGUCCCGUUUGCUAUGAAACCUUCAAGGCUCCUGUUAUUUUAUCAUGUAGUCACAGUGUUUGUAAAGCGUGUCUUCAACAGUUCUGGAAAAUCAAGACAACUCAGGAGUGUCCUGUCUGCAGGAGGAGAUCCUCAAGAGAUGAUCCUCCGUGUAAUCUUGUGCUAAAAAACUUGUGUGAGUCAAUCCAGAAGGAAAGAUAUCAGACUCAGGGACGUUUAUCAGGGUCUGAGGAGGUCUGCAGUUUACAUGGUGAGGAACUAAAACUCUUCUGUCUGGAGGACAAACAGCCUGCGUGUGUAGUGUGCUUUACUUCACAGAAACACAUCAAUCACACAGUCAGACCCAUUAGUGAAGUUGCUUCAUCAUAUAAGGAUGAGCUCAGUACAGAACUCAAGUCCUUACAAAGGAAGUUAAUUCUCAGAGAGAAUGUUAAAGAGGAUUGUGUGAAGACACUUAAGCAAAUCAAGUCUCAAGCUGAGCACACAGAGCGUCAGAUUAAAGAGGAGUUUGAGAAGCUUCAUCGGUUUCUCAGAGAUGAAGAAGAAGCUACAAUCACUGCACUGAGGGAGGAAGAGGAGCAGAAGAAGCAGAUGAUGAAGGAGAUGCUGGAGGAGGUGAACAGGCACAUCUCAGCUCUUUCACACACAAUCAGAGACACAGAGGACAUGAUGAAAGCUAGUGAUGUCUGCUUUCUAAAGGAGUUCCCAGUCUUGAUGGAAAGAGUCCAGAUCUCACAGCCGGAUCCACAGACGCCUGCUGGAGCUUUGAUUCAUGUGCCACAUUACUUGGGCAACCUGCCGUUCAGAGUCUGGAAGAAGAUGCAGGACAUUGUUCAAAACACUCCUGUGGUUCUGGAUCCAAACACUGCUCAUCCAUGGCACAUCCUGUCUGAUGAUCUGACCAGUGUGAAAGGCAGUUGGAGCAGUCAACUGCUUCCUGAUAAUGCAGAGAGAUUUGACAUCUAUCCAUGUGUUCUGGGUUCAAAAGGUUUUAACUCAGGAACACACUGCUGGGAUGUGGAGGUUAAUGAGUGUCCAUACUGGUGUCUUGGAGUAACUAGUGCAGCAAACCACAGGAAGGGAUUUGUUUUCUUUAGGACUGGUGUGUGGAGUGUGCAGUACAGACUGUUUGAAGCAGCUGGUUUUCCUGUUGAGCAAAGGCUUGAGAGAGUAAGAGUUGAUCUGGACUAUGACAGAGGAACUGUGUCAUUCUCUGAUCCUGUAACUAACACACGUCUACACACUAUUACAACCAACUUCACUGACACAGUCUUUCCAUUCUUCUGUUGUUAUGGUAUUUUUCAUCUGAGGAUCUUACCAUUCAAUAGUUUAUAAAUGUUACACCUGUAGGUCUGAAUCUUCCUGUGUUCACUGGGAGUACAGUCAAAAACUCAGUGGGGUGAGGAGUGGGUCAACCGUUACAGUCAGAAAUAAGAAAUGAAAUAAAAACAAAAAAAUGUAAUAACAUUGUAAUAUUAUAACUGUAAUAACUGUACCAGCUCCAGCUUCAUGUUCAACUUACUGCAACCUGCCACUUAUAGCCAGAUGGCCACUGCAUGUUCAUUAAAAUGUAUGACAUAUUCACUGAAAAAUAUUAAAAUCCAUCACUGUACAUCACUGGAAAGCUAAUGU
Molecule: messenger RNA, 1659 nt
Organism: Labeo rohita (rohu)
Lineage: Eukaryota; Metazoa; Chordata; Actinopteri; Cypriniformes; Cyprinidae
Product: E3 ubiquitin-protein ligase TRIM35
Exons: 6
Coding region: 1-1362 (453 amino acids)
Molecular function (GO): zinc ion binding; protein binding
Source: RefSeq, a predicted model, not a curated record